AUGGAUUUCCUCAAACAAAUAAGAAAACGACAAAAUGAUAUAAAAAUAUCGAAUAUUUUCAAUUUUUCACCAUUAACGAAUGAAGAAAAAAACCAUUUAAUUAAAGUAUAUGGGCUUUUAGCAUUAGGAACAAUGAUAACUGCGUUUAGCUGUUACUUUGAUAUUUAUUUUAUAAGAAUCCCAAGAUUUCUAGCCUCUAUGAUUAGCUUAAUAUGCUCCUUUGCACUGGCUUGGUCAUGUAAUUCUCAUCAUGAUUUAGUUUCUACAUCAAAAAAGAGAUUACUGUAUUUCGGUGGUAUAUCAUCUUCUAUUGGAAUUUUAAUUAGUGAUUAUAUCAGUUAUGUUAAUUAUUUAAAUCCUUCAAUACUUCCUCUAGCUUUUUUUGGUAGUUUAUCGAUAUUUUGUUGCUUUUCUCUGGCAGCUAUAUUUUCAAAAAAUAGGAUUUCACUAUUUUUGGGAGCUGUCUUAUGUGCUGUAUGUUCUUACGUUACGUUAAUUUCUUUUAUGAACUUUUUUAUAAGAUCAAAAUUUAUUGAUACAACAUUAUUAUAUAUUGGAUUCUUUAUGUAUAUGGGGUUUGUGUUGUUUGAUACUCAAAUUACUUUAUUCGAUUUUCGUAGAGGAAAUAAGGAUUAUAUCAUGCAUUCCAUUUGUCUCUAUUUAGAUUUAGUUGGAUUAUUUACACAUUUAUUAAGAAUUUUAAGUCAGAAAGAAGAAGAAAAAAAAAAAAAUUAA
This is a messenger RNA of Plasmodium relictum, 735 nucleotides long. Its product is annotated as bax inhibitor 1, putative. The record is from RefSeq and is a predicted model, not a curated record. The coding region runs from base 1 to 735 and encodes 244 amino acids. Gene Ontology annotation, cellular component: membrane. NCBI's taxonomy places the organism in Eukaryota, Apicomplexa, Aconoidasida, Haemosporida, Plasmodiidae. The transcript has 4 exons.